AAUUAGGAAGAGAGAGAGAGAGAGAGAGAGAGAGAGAGACGUUGACAGAGAACCGAGCGACGGAAGUCGAUUUCGGGAAAAAAAUAAAAAAAAUAAAAGUCCCUUCGAUUUUUUGCAAAUCCGCAGAGAUUUCCCCUAAUCGUGCCCUUCCUUUUCUUUUUCCCUCCGAUCUCACAUUCGAUCCCCUCCCUCUGUAGAAUUUGGUUACCGACCAGGUUGAUUUCAUCGGCGAUGCUAUUUUUGCCAAAUCAAUGGUGUCCUCAGAUGAUUCUUGCACGAGCUUCAUUGUCUGAGAUCUCAAUUCCGUUGCUUCUUGAAAGGGAACCGGAAAUCAUUAGAUUUUCUGCGAAAGAGCGGCGAAUUUCGUUUUGAACUCUGUAAUUGGUCACGAAUCUGUUGGAGAUGAGUACGGGGCGGCAGACUGUUAAAGACCUCAUCGAGGAAGCGAAGAAACGGAUCGUGUUAUUGCUGAUUUGCAUUUUUGGACUUUCCUAUAUCAUGUCCUUAACAAGCUCCUCCGUUUGGGUCAAUUUGCCUGCUGCCGCCUCCUUAAUUGUCUUCCUCCGCUAUAUCUCAUUUGAUAUGGAAAUGCGAAAAAGAGGUGCAGCAUACAACAGGCCACCUUCAGUUGAGAAUCCACCUGAAAAGAAAUCUUUUGAAAUUCCAAAGAUUGCCCCUGAAAACUCAAACUGGAGAAGAAAGGUGAAUUCUCCCACUGUUGAGGCAGCAAUCGAUCAGUUCACAAGACAUCUAGUUUCUGAGUGGGUGACAGAUCUGUGGUACUCACGUUUAACUCCCGAUAAGGAUGGUCCAGAGGAGCUGGUGCAGAUCAUGAAUGGUGUCCUUGGAGAAGUUUCAUUUCGUGCAAGAGAUAUAAAUCUCAUUGAUCUUCUUACCAGGGAUAUUAUCAAUCUGAUUUGCAAUCACUUAGAGCUUUAUCGUGUAUGUCAAGCCAAGAUUGGAAAGCAUGAGACAGGUAAGAUGCCCAUAGGUCAUCAGGAUACACAACUGAAGCUGGUUCUGGCAUCUGAGAAUAAGUUGCAUCCAGCUUUGUUUUCUGCUGAAGCUGAGCACAAGGUUUUGCAGCACUUGAUGGGCGGGCUUAUCUCUUUAACUUUCAAGCCAGAAGAUCUGCAGUGUUCUUUCUUCCGUCAUACAGUUAGGGAGCUUCUUGCUUGUGCAGUGAUGCGACCUGUCUUGAACUUAGCUAACCCAAGGUUUAUUAAUGAAAGGAUUGAAUCUUUGGUUCUUUCUUCUAGCAAGAAGACUGAUAAAGGAGUUACAUCAUCACAACAAGAGGGAUCCCAAAACAAUCCAUCUUCAAGGACUUCAUCUGAUCGUUUUUCUGGGGUUUUGGACCGUUCAAAUAAAGGUGUUGAACUUGUGCAGUUUAAGCACACUCAUUCUGUAACUGCUUCAGGUGAAGCUGCAAAAGGAAUUGCUAAUGGAACUGUUCUCUUGAAGAAUCAGAAACACUCUGUGUGUGAUUUAUCAUCGAGCAGUUAUCAAGCUAGUGCAGUGCCUAUGAUUCACAAACUGCACCCUACCACAUCAAAUCUUAUACCAGGUGAUGCCCAAUCAUCUCAGUCCAAGAAUUCUUCGCCCUUGGGUUCCCAAUGCCGACCAAGCGGAGAGUGGGGUCAGAUGUUAGAUGUGAUGUCCCGCAGAAAAACUCAAGCUCUUGCCCCAGAGCAUUUUGAAAAUAUGUGGACAAAAGGGCGCAACUACAAAAAGAAGGAAGGUGUUAACCAGUCAGCCAAGCAAGUUAUACAGAAUUCCUCGGCUGGGAAUACUAUGGAUCACUUGAGGGUGACAUCCAAGCACAAGAUACAGGAUGGAACAGUCAAGGCUUAUACUUCUACGAGAAACACUGUUUAUCCUCAGCAUAAAGAUUCACACAUGGUAGAAAAUUCAUAUGCCCAUAUUGAUGGGAACAGGUCAACUCAACCUAUUGUCACAUCAUAUCAGGGAAAUGCUGAGCAUGAUCCCAUGCAUUUGGAGGAGGAUGAACUGGAGAGUGAGAGCUCUUACCCGACCGAAGAUGAUGAAACUAGCACUGUCACAGGGCUUGAUUCACCUGUAACCAAAGUUUGGGAUAGUAAAAAUAACAGACAUGCUGCAGUUUCACAUAUACGGCAUCCUCUUGAAAGUUCUGAUGGCCGUUCGACUAGAAAGAGCAGUAAAGGUCAUAUUCGAUACCAGAGAUUAUCUAAAACACAUUCUGGAAGGAAAAGAUUCAGGUCAAGCAAUCAAAAGGUUCCCAUCUGGCAAGAGGUUGAAAGAACAACUUUGUCGUUGGGAGAUGGCAAAGAUAUUCUGAAUGCAUCAAAACAUGACGCAGAAGCGGAUGAUCAUGAUGAUUCUGACUCAGAAUCGCCAGGUAGAGUUCAUAGUGGAGCAGCUGCUUCUUCGUCUGCACCAUCUAUUUCUAUAUCCAAAGCUUGUAAUUCAUCUCUGAAGUCUCCCGAAAACUCCUUUUUGGAAGAUUCAUUCCUGAAGUUGAGAUGUGAGGUCUUGGGUGCCAAUUUUGUGAAGAGUGGUUCUAAAACAUUUGCUGUGUAUUCCAUCUCUGUGACAGAUGCAGAUAAUAAUAACUGGUCAAUUAAAAGAAGGUUCCGUCAUUUUGAGGAGCUACAUCGGCAUCUUAAAGAAUUCUCAGAGUAUAAUCUUAGUUUGCCACCGAAACAUUUUCUGUCAUCUGGCCUAGAGUUGUCUGUUGUUCAAGAAAGGUGUAAAUUGCUUGACACAUACUUGAAGAAGCUACUUCAGCUUCCAACUAUAUCCGGAUCCAUAGAAGUUUGGGAUUUCCUUAGUGUGGAUUCCCAGACAUACAUGUUCUCAAAUUCCCUUUCUAUCAUCGAAACAUUAUCAGUUGACCUAGCUGAUAAGCCAUAUGAAAAGCAAACAAAGGUUCAGAGUUCAAUGGAGGACAUAAAUGACCAGUUAAGCAUCAAAAGGAAGGAACACCUAGGAACCAAGAGUCAGGAAUCUACUUUCAUGCCAGAUAUUUCAGAAUUGAAGACCAGAAAUGUUAAGAACUUUUCAGGAAAAAGUUCUGGAAAACAGUGUAAAAAUCAAUUUGAUGAUCAUUCAGGGAGUGAUUCAGAUGGUAGGUUGCAAAAGAAUAAUUCUUCAUUCAUCAAGCCUGGAAAAGCUCCAAAAAGUUCAGAGAGAAGUUCUGAUGAUAGUCCACAAGAGACAUCUCAGUCACUUCUUGAAGCUGCCGCUGACCCUACCCUUCCUACUGAGUGGGUGCCUCCAAAUCUUAGUGUUCCGAUAUUGGAUUUGGUGGAUGUGAUUUUCCAGCUCCAAGAUGGUGGUUGGAUCAGGCGUCAGGCCUUUUGGGUAGCCAAACAGGUCUUGCAACUGGGCAUGGGUGAUGCAUUUGAUGACUGGCUAAUUGAGAAAAUCCUGCUGCUGAGACGGGGAUCAGUAAUUGCUUCUAUUAUCAAGCGUAUUGAGCAGAUCCUUUGGCCUGAUGGAAUCUUUCUAACUAAACAUCCAAGGCGUCAGCGACCACCCCCAUCUGCAAGUCAGUUGCAAAAUUCCCGUUCUGGCAAUCCGUCUAUGAUGGUUUCGACACCGAAGGAGGAAAUUCAGAAAAACAACGGAAAGGAACAGAAUUUAUUGGUAGAUGAACAACAAGAAUUCGAGGCUGCUCAACGUGCAAAGUUUGUUUAUGAACUUAUGGUUGAUAAUGCACCAGCCACUCUAGUGGGGCUUGUUGGUCGUAAGGAGUAUGAACGGUGUGCCAAGGACAUCUACUUUUUCCUUCAGUCCCCCCUUUGUUUGAAGCAACUGAUGAUCGACCUGCUUGAAUUGCUCCUUGUAUCAGCAUUCCCUGAGCUUGACGAUGUUUUUAAACAGUGCCAUGAAGAAAAGGAACUGUUUGGAGUGGUUGAAGCAAAAUAGAUGUACUCCGACGUUGAGUUGCAAUUUGAGAUUCAGACCCAGUGUGUGAGUUGGCAUGUGUUGGCUAUGAGUGUGGUGGAAUUGAAGGAUUUUGCAGUGGCCCGUCAAAUGGUAGUAUGGGCCAGCAGUUCCAUCUUGAACUGGGACCAAUUUUGAUAUAGCUGUUGCCUUUCAGGUGCUGCCUUUCUUCUUGAUAAUGAAUGAAGCAUGGUUGUUAUUUUUAUGAGUGUCCUGUGAUCAGUGGAUGUUCGUUUCCUUGGCCUCAAUUGAUGCUGCCAGCCUCCCAGAGGAUUGUCCUUUCAUGUGAUUAAUGUCGGUUUGAGGUGAUGAAUAUUGAGAGAGCUUGAUUUGAGUUCUUUGGCUUGCCUUCUUUAUAGUCAUUGAAUGGCUGUUUUUUGAACCAGGGAGAAUCCCAUCCAUAUAUACAUGCAUAUUCUUUUGUGUA
Messenger RNA from Magnolia sinica, 4357 nucleotides. RefSeq lists its product as uncharacterized. The transcript has 15 exons. Gene Ontology annotation, molecular function: phosphatidylinositol binding. The record is from RefSeq and is a predicted model, not a curated record. Lineage: Eukaryota; Viridiplantae; Streptophyta; Magnoliopsida; Magnoliales; Magnoliaceae. Bases 403 to 3912 code for a protein of 1169 amino acids.